UGGAUGAGAUGGGCAAUAUCCAAUGAGAACUUCUUUCAUCCGAAAAUUUCCUGCUGGAUCUCAACUUUCAUUCGAUAACUUUAUCGUUUAUCGCUACAUAUACAUGCUGCGGUUUUGAAGCGUCGAGAGAGCGUCGACCAUUCGAAUAUGCAAAAUAAUUCAAAUUUCACAUGGUGACAUUGAAAGCAAGCAAAAUAAGCAACAGCACGCGAUUACUUUCGAGUAACAUCGAGACAGUGAAUCAUUAAUAAUACUACGAAUACAAGCACGUUGCCGAUUUGCUUUUCUGGGGCGGAAAAAAAUACAUGUUUGGACGUAAAAAAAACAUGUCGAAAAAUACAAAAACAAGAAAACAUUCUCGAAGCAGCUUAUCCCCAAAGCCUUGCAGCACAAAAGUUCUCUGCAGUUGCAGAAACUGCAGAAGCUGACAAUCGUUCGUCAUUGCCAGUAUUUUCAUGAAAUAUGGCUUAUUUCAUCGGUGUUGACGUAGGAACGGGUAGUGCGAGAGCCGCACUUUUCAAUUCUGAUGGAACAAUAGUUAAAAGUGCUCUCAGAAAUAUUGAAAUUUUUAAUCCUGCUGCAAACUUUUACGAGCAGUCCUCUGAAAAUAUAUGGAAAUCAGUGGUUCAUGUUGUCAAGAUCGUAAAAUGUGGAAUUCCUGUAAAUUCCAUCAAAGGAAUCGGAUUUGAUGCCACUUGUUCUCUUGUAGCACUCGAUCAAUUUGGAUCGCCAGUUUCAGUCAGCUCUACUGGUAGAAACGAGCAAAAUGUUGUAUUGUGGAUGGAUCACAGGGCAGAAGCAGAGGCCAAUUACAUCAACACGCUUGGUCAUGAAUUAUUGCGUAACGUUGGUGGUAAAAUCUCUUUGGAGAUGGAAAUUCCAAAGAUAUUGUGGUUGAAGAAUAAUCUGCCCGAACAAUGGCAGAAGAUGAAAUUGCUUUUUGAUUUGCCGGAUUUCUUGACGUGGAAAGCUACGAAUUCUGAAACGAGAUCGCUAUGUUCCUUGGUUUGCAAAUGGAACUACAGAGCCAGUCCUGAUGCGAAGAACAGAUGGGAUUUCGAUUUUUUCGAUCAAAUUGGCCUUUCGAGUUUGAAGGAUGAUCACUGGCGAAGAAUAGGCAACGUAGUAAAAUUACCAGGCGAAGCAGUAGGCUCAGGUUUGAGCGCGAAGGCGGCCGCGGAACUCGAGCUCUGGGAAGGAAUGCCUGUCGGAUGUUCCUUGAUUGACGCCCACGCAGGUGCCCUCGGAAUGCUCGGCUGCAGAGCUCCGGGUAUAAGUGAUGACGUCACCACAAGAUUGAGCUUAAUUUGCGGUACUUCAACUUGUCAUAUGGCAUUGAGUGACAAAGGAAUUUUCGUCGAGGGUGUUUGGGGACCGUAUUUCAGCGCCAUUAUUGCAGAUUAUUGGCUCAACGAGGGUGGUCAAAGUGCAACUGGAAAGUUGCUCGAUCACAUUAUAGAAUCUCAUCCCGCAACUUCGCAAAUCCGAAUGAAAAUGGACUCCAAAAUGCAUGUACAACAAUACCUCACGGACUUGUUGCAAUCAAUGGCAACGAAAAAAAAUCACGCUGAUGUUGCAUUUCUUACAAAAGAUUACCACGUUUGGCCAGACUUUCAUGGUAAUCGAUCUCCUCUCGCUGAUCCCAGUCUUCAAGGAAUGAUUUCAGGACUUUCUCUGGCGAAUGACGAAGAAAAUUUGGCAGUUUUGUAUCUAGCGACUAUGCAUGCGUUAACGUACGGAACUCGUCACAUUUUGGAUGAGCUGACGAAAGCCGGUCACAAAAUUGAAACGGUAUUAAUCUGUGGUGGAUUAAGCCAGAAUUCCCUCUUCGUACAAAGUCAAGCUGAUGUCCUUGGACUGCCGGUGCUGAUACCAAACGAGCGUGAAUCUGUUUUACUCGGAGCAGCGAUUCUCGGAGCAUGCGCAAGUGGACAAUUCACAAAUUUCCAAAAAGCCAUGAGCUCCAUGGGCGGAAGUGGCACGGUCGUAAAACCGAACAAUAUUUCUUAUCCAUUCCACUGCCGGAAAUAUCGAGUUUUCCAAAAAAUGGUGAAGGAUCAAAAAGAGUACAGGAAAAUAAUGCACGAAUCGAUGUGACGACAGUGAAAAAUGUUGAUCCAGAAUAUUUAGAGAAUGAGGGCUUCUUCAACGUCCCUGAAAAUUGUAUUUCGAAUCCACAAUUCACGUUGCCCGAUAACAGGAUGUAUUCAAUUGAACUUUUUUUUAUGGUUUUUUGCUGGGGCAUUCCGAAGUUUGCCUCGCUAUUGAAAUACUUUGCAUUUCGUCAUUUGUGCUUGCAGAGAAAUUGUUUCUGUUAGAAAAGUCGUAUAAAUUCGAUGAUAUAUUUUAUCGACUACAAAAUAAUGUUCCACAAAUUGAUAAAGUUUCAAAGUGGAGCAGUCAUCGAACCGAGAACUUGAGUAAAUUGACUAAUUUGGAAACAUGGUACAUCAAAAAUGUGGAACUCGAUAGAAGUAGAUCAUUUUCUGCGAGUUUAUCGAACAGUGAAAAUGAAAUUGUUCUUCAAAGCCAACCGGGUCGAUGACUGACAAAAAACUUUAAUACAAAAUAUAAUUAACGACGAAA
Venturia canescens is the source of this 2586-nucleotide messenger RNA. Its product is annotated as FGGY carbohydrate kinase domain-containing protein. The record is from RefSeq and is a predicted model, not a curated record. Bases 463 to 2097 code for a protein of 544 amino acids. Gene Ontology annotation, molecular function: D-ribulokinase activity. Gene Ontology annotation, biological process: pentose metabolic process; carbohydrate phosphorylation. The transcript is spliced from 12 exons. Lineage: Eukaryota; Metazoa; Arthropoda; Insecta; Hymenoptera; Ichneumonidae. Gene Ontology annotation, cellular component: cytoplasm.